AUGAGAUACCUGGGGAGUUGCUGUGCGUUCAGGGCCUCCUGGGGCCAGGCCAGCGUGCACACUCCUGCUCCUUGGUCCAGGAAGAGCUGCCUCCCUGUCAGCACAUCUCAGGCUCCAGUGAAUCCCCCCUGCCCCAGGCCCCCACCUCUCCAAUGCAGGCAUACCCCUCCUGCAGUCACCACCUGUGCCUACUUGCCCCCCUGCCUGCCCCUGCCCCGGGAGAGCAGAACCCCAGCACUUCUGGGUACAAGUGGAGCAGAGUCUGAGAACAGCCUCUUCGCAGAUCCUGCUAUCCAGAACAUGGAGAAUCAGGCUGACGAUGGCCCCAGGGAGGUUCCACACUCUAUGGUCAGGGCUGGACAGCCAGCAGGCCAGCUCCACAGUGGAGGGGUAUGCCUGCCCAGCUCCUCAACCCUGCUAGGGCCUUGCACCGACACAUCCGCCAUGAGUGGGGCCUCCUGGAAGUAA
Molecule: messenger RNA, 468 nt
Organism: Rangifer tarandus platyrhynchus (Svalbard reindeer)
Lineage: Eukaryota; Metazoa; Chordata; Mammalia; Artiodactyla; Cervidae
Source: the annotation of a GenBank genome assembly